Molecule: messenger RNA, 1421 nt
Organism: Chenopodium quinoa (quinoa)
Lineage: Eukaryota; Viridiplantae; Streptophyta; Magnoliopsida; Caryophyllales; Amaranthaceae
Exons: 1
Coding region: 79-1335 (418 amino acids)
Source: RefSeq, a predicted model, not a curated record
AAAGUAUAUACUGUAUAAUAUUAAAUCUAAUCUAAUGACGAUAUACUAAUUACGGAGUAUUAUUAACGCUUAAUUAAGAUGAAUGUACAAAGUACCAUAAAUCUCCCAUUUGGCACUAACUCUUUAGUCUUUACCAUUCCAUUUCCACAUGCCUUUGCUCUCACGCAUUGUAUAAUCCAAAAGCUGUCCCAAAACACUAAAUCCAACUUCCACUAUUCAUCCCCCACUUCACUAUAUAUUCCAAUGCUCCCUCACUUUUUUCCUACUAUCUUCUCCCACUUUCUUCUUUUGUGUUAUGGGCCUUCUCCAACUUUCUUCUUUGCUAAUUAUGCUUCUUUCACCAUUUUCUCUUACAAAUAUAAUCAUAAUAACUUACAACCCAUGACAUUUAUUCUUUUUCUUCAUUUAUUCACACCACCACCACCACUUAUGGCAACUAAUUCUUCUUAUCACUCUCUCUUUUCUUGCAUUGUCUCUCUUUACACCCUAAUUUUUCUUUACUUCCCUUGUGUUUUCGUAAAAUCGUUACUCUCUCCUCUCCUGGUCUCCACUCUAGUCCUCCUACUCACCCUGUUGCGACUAGGCACGUCGCAACAACUUAAGCAAGAACAACAGCAACAACAACAACAAAAUAUAGAUUUUGCCGAGGGUGUAAAGACACCCCGGCAAGUUAUAAUUCAAAACGACUUGGAACCUAAUCUUAAGCCCGAAUCCGGCCCGAUACAAGAAGAAAGAAAUGUUGUCAAAGCCCGUUCUACAACUGAGCCCGGCCCGAAACCGGAACAUCUCAAACAUGUAACGUGUGAUCCAGGUCGGUCAGUUGAGAUUAUUGAUUCGUUUGAAAACCAGGAGCACAAGAAGGAAAAGGGUUGGGCCGGGCCGGAGAGUUUGGAAUGGGCUGAGCCCGAACCCGAAUACGGGCCGAAGGUUUUCCUAGAUUGGGACGUGGGUGCGCCACUAGAGGUUAUAUAUGAAGCGUAUGAGGGGGAGGAAGAAGGAGAAGAAUCACAAAACGACGUGUUUUGUAAGGCGGGAAUAAUAAAGAGGUACCCAUCACUUUCCCGGUAUUACCCGGAAUCGGAAUCGGAUUCGGGUUCGGAUUCGGAUUCAUAUUCGUAUAGUUCUUCGUCAUUUGAUGAAGAGGAAAGAGAGGGGCUAAUUGAGAUAGCUCUAGAUGAUUAUGGGUAUAAUUAUGGUGAUAAGAAGAUGAUUAACAUGCUAAUCAAGCCUAAAUCAGGAGAUCAGAAGGCAGUUUAUCAUAAUUUUGAUGAUGAGGAUAAUUUAAUUGAGAUUGAAAUUAAUCCCACAAAAAAUAUGUCUGAUUUUCCUUGGUGAGUUUUAAUUUUAAUUUUUUGGUGGGUGUAGUUGUAUAAUUUAUUAAUUUUGGAGUUAAAUUAAAUUCUAGUACGGAAAUGAUGUUA